UAUCAUAACAAAGAUGGCUUAUUUGAAGAGAUAUUUUAUUUAUGUAGUAUUAUUAGUUUUAAAUUUACUAUCAGAUGUAGGUGCUGAAGUAUGUACAUAUUAUGAUGACAUAUUAGAUGAAAUAACAACGUUUGAUUGUUCUUCUGGAUGUUGUGACGAUUCGUGCUGUGAUGGUUAUUGGUCAGAUUCGUCCCUGGCUGCAAUAGUGAUAACAGUAAUAAUUGGCUCAACCGUGUUUAUAGCUAUCGUGGUUGGUGUAUGUUGUCGGUGUACACGCAGUCACAGAACAGCUGGAAGGGUGGUCAGACAUGAUAGGAUUCCUAUUAUAAGCACAGAAAACUCUAGUGGAAUCUGUGACCAGUUGGCUGUUCCGUUUACUGUAUUUCCAACUCCAGUGCAACCACCAUCAUAUGAACAGGCAAUAUUUUCCAGUGGCGGGAAUGAUUCACAAGUAGAACCGAAAUAUUGAUAAAUAUUGUAAUUUACACAGUGAAGUGAACAAAAUAGUAUUCAUGAUUGUGUAACAAUAAUUGUUUCAUAAUUGUGUGGCUUGAAAUCAGAGCUAACUUUAAUAUUAAUUCAGGGAAUAAUUACGAGAUUUGACAAUGUUGUCGACUCAUUACACAAAAUAACAAAUUUUACAA
This is a messenger RNA of Mytilus trossulus (common blue mussel), 644 nucleotides long. RefSeq lists its product as uncharacterized. NCBI's taxonomy places the organism in Eukaryota, Metazoa, Mollusca, Bivalvia, Mytilida, Mytilidae. The transcript has 4 exons. The record is from RefSeq and is a predicted model, not a curated record. Bases 14 to 469 code for a protein of 151 amino acids.